AUGGUUGAAGAGUUCAUGCAAGUACCAACAGCACAGGCAUGCUCAACAGAAUCAAACAUAGCAUUAAUAAUAUUGGACUUUGAUGCCAAUUCUGCCAAACAUGGAUUUGCAGUUGAGCCAGAAAGUACAGAACCUCGUCCAAAUGAGCCCACACCAGUUGAACGUCAAGGUUUGAAUAGGGGCAGCUAUGACAACACAAUAGUGAAUGGAACGAAGGACCACGAAAAGCAUGUGCCUAGUUCUGAGGCCCUAACAUGGGUGCAGUCGCAAUCCACGCUGCUCUGUCACAUUAAAAGGCCACGCCAUGGACCAGUUGUCUCUAGUCUCAGUCCAUCCUUCCAACACCUAUUUUGUGAAGUAAAUACUGCACAUGACAAAUCUGGUAAGCCUUGUGAUGGGGGAAAACAGUAG
Molecule: messenger RNA, 411 nt
Organism: Sphenostylis stenocarpa
Lineage: Eukaryota; Viridiplantae; Streptophyta; Magnoliopsida; Fabales; Fabaceae
Source: the annotation of a GenBank genome assembly